AAUUUCCUAGUGUAGACAUGCCCUCUGAGAUUUAGCCAGACGCAAACACCAUCAAAUAGAAUAAAAACUAAAAUCACUGAGUGUUUGUGCAUUUUGGGUCACUAAGUUACAGAAAUAAAACCAAAGAAGCUAAGUUUUGUCAGCAAACUGAAUACAUCUGCUCAGCAUUUGUGUAAAUAUGUUGUGUGCCGCUGUCUGACACUGACCAUUUAUUUUCACUGUAUUAAAAGCAGUAAAAUACAGCACAAAAUGGAUCUGAAACACACUGUAUCUUUAGGACCAAAAUAUGAAAGGACUUUGAUGGUCUGCUCUUGCAUUGAUGAUACUGCUCAUAUUUCAGUCAUUUGUGCUGAAAUAAUUUAAAAUAUUUGAAUUGCAUAAUUAAACAUUUUUAUCGUUAAUUUAUUCUUUACAAAGGACCCAGAGGUCUCUAUUUUUUUUUCUUAGCCUGUGCACAUCCAAUUUCCAUUUAUAAUGAGUUUUAGUUUUGUCACUGAAUUCAGUAGGAGUAGGUUAAGGCUUGUGGCCCACAAAGGUCUCAGCUGUAGUUGAUUGUAAGGUGCAUCAUUGAUUUUUAGACCCAAAUUUACCACUAUUUCACAUAAAGCUGGCAUUGUCACUGUGCAAAUUGCUGCCAUCAGAAAUGCUGACUUGGGACUGAGGUUAAAACAAAUGUUGCAUAUUUUGGGAAUAAUUUGUGUUGGAAAUUGCUAUAUACAUGUAAGGCAUCAUUAAAUAUUAGCAUUAUUUGAACCUUGCUAGAUGCAACUAUGGCUCCCUGUACGAGUGAAUAAUCUGAACCUAGAGCUCAGGGAACAAUUCACAGAGAUUAUCUUAUUUGAUAGAGUCUCUUUUACUGCUUACAGAACAUGUGCUUGCAGAUGUCUACUUCCUCAUUGUUCAAACGUAUUCACUUUUUUCUGCUCUAUGGUUUGGUCACCAACAGUUUGCCAGUUCACUGCAGCCACGCUGGCAUUGUCGCCUGGAGAGGAGGACCGAUUGGAGCACUGGCACAGUAAAGCUUGCAAAUGUGAUUGUCAAGGAAGUGCCAACACAAUAUGGGCCACUGGAACUAACAGCUUAGCGUGCAUGCCAGAGUGUCCCUAUCAUAAACCUCUCGGGUUUGAGUCAGGAGCACUUCCUUCCGACCAGAUAAGCUGCUCCAAUUCCGAGCAGUACACCGGAUGGUACACUUCAUGGACUGCAAACAAGGCCCGACUCAAUGGCCAGGGGUUUGGGUGUGCAUGGCUCUCCAAAUUUCAAGACAAUGGGCAGUGGCUGCAGAUUGACAUGAAAGAGGUCAAAGUGAUCUCAGGGAUACUCAUGCAGGGGCGCUGUGAUGCAGAUGAGUGGAUAACAAAAUACAGCGUGCAGUACAGGACUGAUGAGAACCUGAACUGGAUUUACUACAAGGACCAGACAGGAAACAACCGGGUUUUCUAUGGAAACUCAGACCGAUCAUCCAUUGUCCAGAAUCUCCUGCGCCCGCCUAUUGUUUCCCGCUACAUCCGAUUAAUACCAUUAGGUUGGCACGUGCGCAUUGCCAUCAGGAUGGAGCUUCUGGAGUGCAUGAGUAAAUGUACUUAAAGUCCAACCACUCAUGGCUUUCAAAGGGGUGUGAGGAGAAUCCCUAGCAAACUGUAGAAAGACAGUAAACACAGUGAUGAGGGUAGCAAAGAUGGGCUCGAUUCUGCCAUAACAACCCACAGCCCAAGGAUGUAAGUCAGAGCAGAAUCUGGCCCCAGUUAGUUUUGUUGAAACUGAUCCCAGGAACUGAGCUGUGCAGAAAUACCUCGUUUUGUGUCUUGAAAUUUUCAGUGAAAACACAGGGUCUGGGCAAUGAAUUGCAUCUGCGCUCACCAAAGCAAGAAAAUGUCGAACCUACUGCCCCCAUUCCAAAGGCCAGAAGAAAAUGUUUACCAAAAAUAUCUUCCUCUCAAGACUAAUUUUUUCCCACAAGGGCUGCAGAAGAUCGUACCUUUCCAUUGAUGCUUAUCGGCCUUGCUUAGGGGAACUAAAGCCCAGCAAAGACUUAAUUUUAUUUUUUAAGCACCUUUGCCUAUGAUUUCACACAGCUCCAGUUUCUGAUUAUAAUCUAGUUUAACUGCUAAUCUCCCAUUGAAUAAAAUUAAAAGAAAUUGUACUCUGUGUUUGCUUACAAUAUUUUCAAAGAUUUAAAAUGUACCAGUAAGAGUUUAGAGGGUUGCUUAAAAUUGUAUUUGGUGAAUGUGAUUUGAAUAUCUAGGUGUUUAUCUGUAAAUAAUGAAACCAAACUUUUUGUUAUAUGCAUUGCUUCUGCAAGUAUACAGGGUAAAUGCUCAUCAUGUAAAUUAAAGGCCUUUCUGGAACUGAAAGGGAUUUAAUAGCAUAUUAAGUAAUAAAGCCAAAAUUAUUAUGGAAGUGCAUUGAUUUUUGAGGGAGAAAUCUUAGCAAAAUAAGGAAAAGUGCACUGUUUUUAUCAGGCUGUUGGGGCACUAGUUCUCAUCUUAGAUGGAUGAAUACUUCCUUUGAUGCCUAUUCUUAACUUAUCUAACUCCCUCAAGUCCCUGAUCUUGCCUCUGUCAAUGGACAAUCAGAAAUGUACAUGGUGUCACUGAGCAGCACAGGAAGAGGGAAUUCUUUCCAGAUGCCUUAUCAUCAGAUUACAUCAGAUUGAACAUAGCAGCACACACAGCUUAAAAUGCUGUUAUAGACUUAACAAAUCGAACAAAGCAUUUAAUGAAUUUAGUGCUUUUCACCCUAAAUAUUUAAACAAACUUCACUCUAUGCCUCAGAUAUACCGUAACUAUUAAACCCAUUAUACAGUGAGCUUGUAGCAAGACUGGGAACCUGAAUUAGUCCUAGACAUCCCAUGAAGUUGCAUAAGGCCUUGCUCCACAUGCAGAUGUCAGACCAAGCAGCCAGUUCCCCCUCACAGCCUAUGGGAUUCUGGUGCUAACUGAGGUAUGCAGAAUGCAAGCAUAGAUGGCGAUGUUUGGUUUCAAGAGUAGUGAGUGCACUGGUGUGUGCAGGGACAAAGAGAAGACCUUGUAACACACACUCAUCAGUGGAUUACACUAGUACCUGGAUUCUGAGUCCUUUACAGGGAGCUAACCAGAGGCCACUGAGCCUCCUGAACAAGUGUGUUUUACGUCAGCCAAAAGGAGUGGUACAUGUCAUGGCUGGGAGGGCACAUCAUGUGAAGAAAGUGGGAUGGUGGCAAAGGGGGCUUGGUACAUGAUUCAUUGGAACACAUUGAUAAUAAAUCAGAAGCAGGAAAAAAAAUGCUCCUGUGGCAAGUUUGCAGACUUCUGCUCAUUUGUAACAACAGGCUAACAGCUGCAGUGCUACAGGAAACACCUUUCACCAUAUGCUUGUGCAGUAUCCUAUGUUUUCACUGGUUGCUUGCCUCCCAAGUAUAAUUUAAAAAAAGAAGAGCCCCCCCUCACCAUAAAGAGAAACACCAUUCAUUAAUACCAGGUUGGAAAGUCUUCUUUUAUCAUCUUUUGUAUGAAGGUUUCUAACAUAUCUCCUGAGGUGCUCAGAGCCAAGGGGUGCACUUUCUGGAACUCCCCCUGAAGCCAAAAGGAGUGCCUUGUGCACAGCACUUACAGAACUGGUUUCUAGGGCAACAAUACAUUGAAGACAUUGCAAAUAAAAUGAAAUGUUGAUGGGGUUUCUCUAUCUGAAGUAGCCACUUCCCCCCUAUUAAACUAACACUGAGAACUAAGGGGUUCUUGGCCUAGGACGCAGUAACCAUUAAGUUAACAGAUUGCACCUUCAUUUUAUCAUGAUGUUAAAAUAUCUUAUUCCUCUGACUCUGGGGUUACUACUUCCCAACUGCUGUAGCCCAUGUCUACGGUAAACAUGUUCUCCUCAACAUCUUACCAUCACCCCUCCUAAACUCAUAACUCUCCCUUCUUCUGCUCCCUGCAUUUAGGAAAGCUUGUUUCUCUUUUCCCAGGAGGAGUAAUUCCUUCUUAAUGUAGAUUUUAUUCAACCUCCAUGGCCAGCCAAGGGAAGUGAGGGUGGGGGCAGGGGGAGGGUGAGAAACAGAUGUUGAGGCUGCUGUUUUUGUUGUGGGCAUGUGACUAGAGAGCUCUGAGGGAAAUAGCCAGUCAGAAUGGGGGAAUUUAUAGUGACUGGGAAGAGAUUCUACACAUUUGGCUCAACAGGUGAGAUGGAAACAUACAAACCUUGAGCUCUGAUUGGCUAACAAUGGCCAUGAAUCAGAGUA
This is a messenger RNA of Pelodiscus sinensis (Chinese soft-shelled turtle), 4216 nucleotides long. NCBI's taxonomy places the organism in Eukaryota, Metazoa, Chordata, Testudines, Trionychidae. The record is from RefSeq and is a predicted model, not a curated record.